Trichechus manatus latirostris (Florida manatee) is the source of this 860-nucleotide messenger RNA. RefSeq names its product basic leucine zipper ATF-like transcription factor 2 (gene BATF2). Gene Ontology annotation, cellular component: nucleus. Lineage: Eukaryota; Metazoa; Chordata; Mammalia; Sirenia; Trichechidae. Gene Ontology annotation, molecular function: RNA polymerase II cis-regulatory region sequence-specific DNA binding; DNA-binding transcription factor activity, RNA polymerase II-specific. The transcript has 3 exons. The record is from RefSeq and is a predicted model, not a curated record. Bases 9 to 860 code for a protein of 283 amino acids. Gene Ontology annotation, biological process: regulation of transcription by RNA polymerase II.
AGGAGGUCAUGGUGCUGAGGGACGCCCCAGACCCGGAGAAAGCCUCUGCUCUCCCUGACCAAGCCAUGCACCUCUGCAGGGGCGAUGAGCUGCUGGCCAGGAUGGGCCCUGAGCCCGAGGAGUAUCAGAGGCAGCUGAAGAGGAAACAGAAGAACCAGGCCGCCGCCCAGCGCAGCCGGCAGAGGCAGAUCGACAAGGCGGAUGCCCUGCACCAGCAGCACGAGUCACUGGAGAAGCACAACCAUGCCCUGCGGAAGGAGAUCCAGGCCCUGCAGGCCGAGCUGGUGUGGUGGAGCCGGACCUUGCGCCUGCAUGAGCGCCUGUGCCCGGUGCAAUGCGCCUUUCUCUCCGCCCCAGGGCGCCCUGGGCCGCACGGCUGCGUGGAGCAGCCCGAUCCCUUCCAGACCCCAGCUUCCCCGCCGCCGGCUCAGCACCUCUCUCCAGCUCUGCAGCCUCACGAUCCCCGGGGCCUCCUCGCGUCCCCUCUGCCCUCACUGUCCGUGGACCCCGCUGAGGUCCCUGCGCCUCCUGCCCAGCUGUCCCCCGGCCCUGUCCCGCCUCUCUCCACCGCUUGCUCCAGCCUGCUGGGGGCUUCCUUGGAGUUCAGCGCCCUCCUGCCCAGCCCCCCAGCCCUGACUGCCCCUCUGCAGCCCCUUGGGUGGGAACACCCCACUGGAGGGAAGCUGGGGUCCUCGCCCCACAGCCCCUUGGCUCCCUGGGGACUUCCAAGGCCGCAGAGCGGGGAGCACCUGCCGGCACCCGCCUUGUCUACAGCGAAUUGGCAAGGGCUGGGUGUGAGUCUCCGGCCCUGCCGUCUCCCGGCCUUCUCUCUGCUCUCUUCUGCUCGCGUCCACUUCUAA